Messenger RNA from Tremella mesenterica DSM 1558, 952 nucleotides. RefSeq lists its product as uncharacterized. The record is from RefSeq and is a predicted model, not a curated record. Lineage: Eukaryota; Fungi; Basidiomycota; Tremellomycetes; Tremellales; Tremellaceae. The coding region runs from base 61 to 936 and encodes 291 amino acids. The transcript has 7 exons.
ACGACGUCUCUCCCGUUUGGUAGCUUAGCUUACAGAAUCUCUACACUUCAUCACAACAACAUGGCCCCACUUCGAAUAGGAUGGCAUAGAGAACAUUUCCUUUCUCCUCUUUUACAAUUCGCAGCUGAAGAUAAUGGCGAAACUUGUCAGUUGGUCGAAUGUCCAGGUGGGACAGGAGAGAUGCAAGUGAAAUUGAAAGAAGGAGAGAUUGAUCUUUGCAUAGCUUUAACAGACGCUUUGAUAGCUGGGAUUGCCAAUGGUCAACAAGCUUAUAAACUCGUAGGGAGGUACAUUGCCUCUCCCUUAAGAUGGGCGAUAGUGACCGGUACGAAAAGUCCAUACAACUCCAUCGACGAUCUGAAAGGUACAACAUUUGGUAUAUCGCGUCAGGGAAGUGGAUCACAAGUUAUGGUUUCGGUUUUAUCUUUACAGCAAGGAUGGAAGGAGACGGAACAACCUAAAUAUUCCAUCAACGGUCACUUCAAGCCCCUGCGAGAUUCUGUAAACUCUGGCGAAACUUCGGCGUUUCUUUGGGAAUGGUUCACCACUAAACCAUAUGUCGAUUCGGGUGAAGUUAGGUUUAUCGGUUCUGUAUACACUCCUUGGCCUUGUUGGCACAUAGCCGCUUCGACCGCCGCACCCGCUUCAUCCGUCAAAUCUUUCCUUUCCGCCCUCGAAUCUUAUGUGACACAUUUCAACUCGGCAGAGGCGAGGAAGAAUGAAGAUGUGGAUUUCGUGAGCGACUACUUUGGACAUAAGAAGGAAGAUGUGGCCGAAUGGCUUUCCAGUGUGAGAUGGGAAGAAGGGUUGACCGUGGUGAAGGAGAAGGUGGUGUUGGAGACGUUAGAUGUACUGGAGAAAGCAGGAGUAGUGAAGCAGACCACUCCUUGGGCUGUUGACGAUUUUGUCAACUCAGACGUAGCCACGAUAGAGUAAAUGCAUCCAAUUUCCC